CGUGUCGUAUUUCCGUAUUGUUUUUCCCCAUUGUAAACUCACCCAGUCACUUGGAGCAGCGAGUUUCUUCACACACCAAGCAGACGACCCUCUGUGCGGGUAAGGAUUAGUCAACAUCAACGACUUCAAGAGGCUUUUUAAAUGAACGCAAUGGAUCCUGUCGGCCAAGAUGUCAAUCUGAAUUCCCCUAACAAGGGUCUGCCUGUGGAACAUUCCGGGAGCCUGGUCGAUUUUCCGGCAGAGGGCGUGCUGGAGAAUUCUGGCAGCCCCCUGCCAGCAGGCCUGACAGAGGAGGAAGCUGAGGAGCUUCGCAACGAGGUUACCAAGGUGGAGGAGGAGAUCAGCACCCUGCGCCAGGUUCUGGCCGCCAAGGAGAGACAUGCCACAGAGCUUAAGAGGAAACUGGGCCUCAGUCCUCUCAAUGAGCUCAAGCAGAAUCUCAUCAAGAGCUGGCAGGAUGUCCAGACCUCCAACGCAUAUGUGUCUGCCUCUGCUACUUUGGAUGACAUUACCCGCUCUGACGCAUACAAGAAGACUCAGGAGACCCUCUCCCAGGCGGGACAGAAGACCAGUGCGGCUUUCACCACCAUGAGCUCGGCCAUUAGCAGGAAGCUGGGUGACAUGAGUAGCCACUAUUCCAUUCGCCACUCCAUAAGUAUGCCAGCUAUGAGGAACUCCACCACCUUCAAGUCGUUUGAGGACAAAGUGGGCAACCUGAAGGUGGUGGGCCCCCAAGGGGAUGAGAGCCAUGGCGAUUCCAUCACCCCCACUCAGGAGAACCCACCAUUCUGAACAACUCCAUUGUCACCGCCUCACUUUGCAGCGACGCUGCUGAAGGCCUCCGCCAAAACUACAACUGUUUCGCCCCUCUCGUCUGCUCCAUUGCCAUCCAGCCAACGGCCUUUGACCUUUCCUUGCUUCUCUCCACUUCCUGUUAAUUCCUGUCAGUGUGAACGCAUGCUCGCAUCGGAAUGCAAGACACUUGCGGGUUGUGCUUAGGCUGGUUGGUGCGUGUCUCCUCUCAGAUGUAUCCCAGCCACAGAGCUCUUCGGAGAAUACUUUUAUAUGAUAAACACUUUUUCACUGCUUUGCAUCAUGUUUUACAAGCUCUCUGCAUGCAGGAAAGGAAGAUUAAAACAAACACGUGUCAACGUGACUUGUCGACAUCGACGCUUCCUUCUGGGCUCAUUUCACACUUUUGCUUCAAUGUUUGUCCAUGUUUGAUAAAUGCACGGAGCGUUAGCUGCUAGCCUAAGUCGUGGUCGGGUGGCCAUUUUGCAUUGAUGUAUUGCUAAUUGAAAGUCUCAAAAAGAAACACAAACACACUCUGUUCCACACUAAUUGCUAUGUAUGUGCACGUGAAUAAUGAAAGAAGCUGCUCAAAGUUUUCUCCAAACAACACUGUGACUUAAGUUGUUACACAUGCCUUCAGUUCAUUGGCAACAUAAAACACUUCAAAUGUGCAAAGCGGCCAUAAACAUUAAAAUCCCACAAAAUGUCAAACCAACAUUAAAUUGCACUUGUAAGAUCUUCAGUAUCGCACAUUUUGUUUCCUUGGUUGAAAUUGACAUAUGUAUUCAAUCUGUGACGCUGCAUUUCUUGUCCAUGAGUUUUGUCAGAGCGAUGCUUUAUCUCCACACUCUUGAGGGGAAAGAAGUGCAAAAGGCACACGUUAGCUGUGCGUGUUGUCAAUAGUGCAAUCUUAGCUUUAUUCUGGACUUGGAUGAAGACAAUUAUUGUUGUGACAUUGGAUCACAUGGGAAAGAUUAUGGUGAAUGACUUUUGUUUUUGUUUUGAAUGAGUUAUAAAUAAAGCAUUCCUUUAAAUGAA
Molecule: messenger RNA, 1830 nt
Organism: Phycodurus eques (leafy seadragon)
Lineage: Eukaryota; Metazoa; Chordata; Actinopteri; Syngnathiformes; Syngnathidae
Product: tumor protein D54-like
Exons: 8
Coding region: 142-792 (216 amino acids)
Cellular component (GO): cytoplasm
Source: RefSeq, a predicted model, not a curated record